Gadus macrocephalus (Pacific cod) is the source of this 1677-nucleotide messenger RNA. RefSeq names its product deoxynucleoside triphosphate triphosphohydrolase SAMHD1-like. Gene Ontology annotation, cellular component: nucleus. Bases 154 to 1677 code for a protein of 507 amino acids. The transcript is spliced from 15 exons. Lineage: Eukaryota; Metazoa; Chordata; Actinopteri; Gadiformes; Gadidae. The record is from RefSeq and is a predicted model, not a curated record. Gene Ontology annotation, molecular function: dGTPase activity. Gene Ontology annotation, biological process: dGTP catabolic process.
AAUAAAACACAAGCUCACAGACCUUCUGGGCUUGAAGCAUUGACCGCUAAUGCCAAACAAAAAACUUUGUUUAUUUAAUUGUUUAAUUAUUCUUUAAAUUAAAUUUAUUUACUGGAGUUGGAAUACAAUAUCUAACUGAAGACAAUACAUAAGAUGGCCAGCAUAAUGCAAACCCUUCUCUUUCAGGUGUUUAAUGACCCAAUCCAUGGACACAUUGAACUCGAACCUCUGCUGGUCAAAAUCAUAAACACACCUCAAUUCCAAAGACUGAGGAACAUCAAGCAGCUAGGAGGGGCCUACUACGUUUUCCCUGGAGCAUCUCAUAAUCGCUUCGAGCACUCCAUUGGAGUUGGGUACCUGGCUGGAACGCUUGCUAAAACGUUGAGAAAGAAUCAGCAGGAACUGAAUAUCGAUGACAAAGACGUCCUCUGUGUGCAAAUCGCUGGCCUCUGCCAUGAUCUUGGACACGGACCUUUCUCACAUCUGUUUGAUGGGAUGUUCAUUCCUGAAGUACAUCCAGAAUUGGCAGGCAAAUGGACGCACGAGCAGGCAUCGCUAGACAUGUUAGACCAUCUGCUUGAAGUUAACAAACUGAACUUGGAAGACUACCAGCUGGUUCUGCCGAUGGACCUCAUCUUCAUCAAAGAGUUGAUCGAUGGACCAAAGCCCAAAGACCCUCAGGAUCCAGACGCAGAGUGGCCAUACAAAGGCCGUCCAGAGGAGAAGUCUUUCCUGUACGAGAUUGUGUCCAACAAAAGGAACGGCAUUGAUGUGGACAAAUGGGAUUACUUUGCGAGAGACUGCCAUCAACUGGGCAUCAAGAAUAGCUUUGACCACAACCGCUUCAUCAAGUUUGCCAGGGUGUGUAAGGUGGACGGGAGGAGGCAAAUCUGUACCAGAGAACAGGAAGUUGGAAAUCUGUAUGACUUUUUCCACACAAGAAACAGUCUCCACAGAAGAGCCUACCAGCACAAAGUAACAAACAUUGUUGAGACCAUGAUCACCAAGGCCUUUGUAUUGGCAGACCGACACCUCACAUUCAAGGGGGCAGAAGGGAAGGAUUUCACAAUGUCCACAGCUAUAGGUGACAUGGUGGCAUACACCAAGCUGACUGACAACGUCUUCGAACAGAUCCUCUUUUCUACCUCAACGGAGCUGGAUGAGGCCAGGAAGAUCCUAAUGGAUAUCCUCAGCCGUGACCUCUACAAGUGUGUGGGCCAGUUAUAUUCAGCAAAAGACUGGAACGAGGAUACAGAGGAUAUGCGUCCUGAGUUAAAUGGUGACCAGGACAAUGAGCCGGAGCCAGCCAAGAUCAUUGAAAAUGCAAUCCGUCGUAAUUUGGAAGGUGACCAGGGCAAUCCCCAGGGCUAUAACCUGAGCCACAACGAGAUCAUUGUCAAGGUUAUCAAGAUGAACUAUGGCAUGGGGAAGAAGAAUCCCAUUGAUCACGUACGUUUUUACCGCAAGAGUGACCCCACCAAGGCCUUCAAGAUCCCCAGUGGCCAGGUGUCCACGCUCAUCCCAGAACACUUUCAGGAGUGGUUGAUCCAGGUGUACUAUAAGAAGACUGAUGAGAAUGAGAAGACUCAUGAGGAGGCCCUGAAGAUUCAUAAGGAGGCCCUGAAGACGGCCAGGGAGCGCUUUGAACUGUGGUGCCACGCUCAGAGGACAGCAUGA